Messenger RNA from Physcomitrium patens, 1602 nucleotides. Its product is annotated as cold-regulated 413 inner membrane protein 2, chloroplastic. Gene Ontology annotation, cellular component: membrane. The record is from RefSeq and is a predicted model, not a curated record. Lineage: Eukaryota; Viridiplantae; Streptophyta; Bryopsida; Funariales; Funariaceae.
UUCCAUCGAUCGCGAUGGACAAUUCUCUCUCCCCUCAAUUCAGAAGCAUCGAUCCGUCUUUCGACCCGAGCUCUGGGAUGAGAAUUGGCCGGAGCUGUGCCUCAUCGAUCCACUACCGUACGCUGCGAGUGUGGGGAUUCCGUGCAUGGGUCAGGCGAUGAGCGGACGGUGCCCAGUGAUUCUGGACGUCCAUUGCUCGAAAUGACGAUGUCCGUGCUGGAUAAAUCGCCCCCGUGCUUUCGUUUCUGAGCAUGUGCCUGCAGCGAACCAAGUUCAGACGCUGCAAACGACUUCUGGUGUUGUUUAGUUACUUCGAAUUGGAAGUUCAUCAUCGAGUGGAGGUCUUGGUAGUGGUUUGUUCGUCUAGUUGAUCUAGUGAGAAGUAUCUGAUCGAUCGGUGCUUCUUGAAUCGUGCGAAACGAUUUUGAGUCGUGAUUGUCAGUAGCGAUGGCCUCUCACAUCGUUCACCUGAGCUAUACUGUUCCCGGUGCGAAGGUUGGCAUUAGGGCCGCAAUCGGUGCAGAAUCGAGAAAGGGGUCUAGUCCAUCGGUUAUAGCAUUAGGGGGUGUGGAUUUAAGAGCUCGAUCGGGGAUUCGGCGCAAGGCUUUCCAGUGUCAGACUACUUUGGUGGGGUCUUCGUCAUCAUCUUCGUCGUCUGUCUUCGGGGGGUCUCUUUGGGGGAGCGUCGUCUCUUAUGGAAGUGCUGGAUCAGGCAGCGGGGGAGCGCUCGGGAGCACGUGUGCAUAUGGAUUCUACGGCCUUCAUGGGGUUUCGACUGAGGCGAUUCGAUGGGGGCUAGCCGCAGCCUGUGCGGUGCUGCUCAUGAAACGGGACGCAGGGGCGAAGAAGCAGUUCUACGCGGCCAUACUCGCCUUGGAAGCGCCGAGGGAUGUGGUGUACUGGGCCAAGAGCGAGUAUGGUCUGUGGGUUGCCUUUAUUGGUCUGGCGAUCAAGCUAUUUUACAGUAAUAGCCUUCCCGGGGAGCUCGACUACCCGCUGGCGGUGUACCUCUUCAUUGCCUCGCUCCCUGGAGAGGCUAUGGUGCGUCGCGGAACGUUGGGAGCCGUUGUGAUAUCCACACUGCUCGCCUGCUUCGUGGUCUACCAGUACUUUUCCAACAUGGACAAGAUCUCGACUGGAUUCAAGGGAGAGCGUCUGAUCACCACCUUCGCAAUUCUGUUCACGGCCAUAGCUUGUAUCGGCUUCCUGGGUAUGGUGUUGUGAUUGAAUUUUCGCUGACACUGUGGCAAUUCAUGCUUCCAGUUCUUGUAAAUAGGCAGCGUAUCGCAGGCAGGAUUGCCACUUUGUAGGUGCCAAGAAAUAGUUUACGUCCCCGGUUUCCAAUGCUCUCCGCAUCAUUUAAACAUGCAUGCGGAGAUCACGAGAUCUCUGCCAUUCAACUGUACAAUUGCAUUGUGGUUUCUACGCUACUUUUUUCUUUUUCUUUUUCUUUCGUCACUAGUGAGGAGAGCGCUCACAUGGAAAAUUGAAUCGCUAAGGCUCAGAUACUACAGAUGACUAUUCCGUGUAUCUCAUUCUCGGUUGUCUUUCGAAGUUCCUUCUUAAUCGAUUCUCGUAAAAAUGACCCAAAUUUUCUACAAA